CUUUCCGAUUCGUUGCAGAGGGAAAAUGUGUCAUUGAUCCAAAACUAUCAGUUGUAAUUUUAGCACUCGAAUAUGUCGCAAAGGCAGAACCCAGAAGUGCGGGUUAUAGUGCAUAUUUGGGGGGAUGUUGUAGUUAUUUAUUUGUGAGGAUGAUCUAUAAACUUACAAGAUUAGUAUUCGGCACUCUCUACCCUGCUUACUCUUCUUAUAAGGCUGUGAAGACAAAAAACGUCCGAGAAUAUGUAAAAUGGAUGAUGUAUUGGAUAGUGUUUGCUCUAUUUACUUGCACAGAAACUAUCACCGACAUAUUCCUUAGUUGGUUCCCAUUUUACUACGAAAUUAAAAUAAUCCUGGUGAUAUGGCUGCUUUCACCGGCUACGAAAGGAUCCAGUAUCUUGUACAGGAAAUUUGUUCAUCCUAUGCUGAGCAGUAGGGAACAGGAAAUUGAUGAUUAUAUUUCCAAGGCAAGAGAGCAAAGCUACAGGCAAGUCUUGGACUUGGGGCAGAAGGGUGUGACAGUACUCAUGCAAACUGCUUUAAGGGGUGGUGGUGGAAUAGUUAACCAAUUAAAAAAGUCCUACAGUCUCAGUGACCUCAGUGACGGUAAUAAUGUUGGCAACGAUGAAGCAGACGAUGUUCUGGUGUCUGAUCCGCAAUUUGUCAGAAGACGUAAACCUGGUCGCAGUCCACACAGAUCCAGCUCGGCUUCCUCCGCUUCUGUCUACUUUUCAGAAGUCGAUGUAGUAGCCGCAGAGCUUCCUGCAGAUAGAGUAUCUGUCAAAAGUGUGGAAGAUAUAAGUUCAGGCUAUUCUAGUGGCGAAGGUUUAUACUCUGCCCACAACCUGCCUUCAAAACUGCAGCCUAGAGAGAGCAUUAGUCAAAGAGCCAACUCUCUUACAAGAUCUCGUUCCACUAGAGUUACCAGGUCUUCAGUACCAAAGAAAACCAAUGCAGCUAGUGACGAUAGUGACGAAAAUGAACUGUUUGACACCAACAUAAUUUUCCUAAAUGACAAAGCCAAGAAAAUCGAUAAACUCUUUAAAAAUCCUGAACCAAAUAAACACGAAUCAUCAUCUAGUGAGAACGAGUUUUUUGAUAUUGCCGAAAAUAACGGUUUUCAGUUGCAUGGUAAAACUUUUGACAAUUCGGAAAGAAGCUGUAGUAAUAACAGUAAUGUAAUAACAUCCGGAAAAGAAUGUUCUUCGACUAGUAUUCUUGGGUACGAUUGCGAAAGCAAAAUAACAGCAUGUAAUAUUGACAAUAAUUCUUCUUCAUCACUAAAUUUCAAUUUAACCAAAUUAUCUUCGUCUAUGUUUCCUUCUAAUAAUCAAACCAAUGAAGAAGGAACCACUAGAAAAGACACUCCACUUUCAAUGAUGAAGGAAGCAGACCACAAAGGUACUGAAACCCCUUUAACAAAAAAAAAUUCAAACCUUAAAUUAGAAUUUCUUGCAUCAACAACUACGAAUCAAGAAAUUUGUCCUCAACGUGGAGGAAAAUAUAACAAAAAGCAUGCCCCUUUGCCACCCUUGCCUCCUAAACGAAACAACAUUUCCGCUACCCCUAUCAAGGCUACUUUAGUCUUACAGCCUGGCCUAGUACGAAGCCUUGAGAGUCUCAAUAAAGACAUAUUUCUGAAUUAUUCGCCAAAAGUCAGGAGAAGGUCUCGAUCGAGAAAUCGAAGUCCCAUUUCAACGAGUUCUAAAAGUAGUAACGAAUCGACAACCUCAAAUAAAGCUUUGAUAAAUAAAAUGCUAAGGAUACCACAAAGGAUGGCCCAUUUGAAUUUAACAGAAAAAGUGUUUUCCAAUUCAAAAAAACUUCUAAGCAACAGAAGUCGUUCCAAGAGUACCAGUAAUCUAGAUACGAUUGAAGAAAUUGGAAAAGUGGAAAAACCAAUUGAGCGCAGUGGAAGUCAAAUGUCGAUCAAGAACUUGUCAGAAUCCCCACAUAGAAGGUUGAAAGUUAUCAGAAGAUAUGUCGAUAACGACGCUGACUAAGAUUAUAGAUGUAGAGGGAGUCUUCUCAAAAUCAGGAUCAGUCAAGUGCGACCCUGCCACGUGUUAAGAAGGCAAACAAAAAGAAACCCUUAUGAAACGCCAGUAUGAUAAAAGAAGAAGCUAAAACAAAAAUAGGUGAACAUAAAUAAUAAUUAUUGUAUUUUAUUUAAGUAUUAUUUUGUUUUGUGUGAUAAUUUAAUUAUUAUUAUACGUUAGAUGUGUGACAUAUUUUUAAACAUUUAUUUAGUUUAUUAUACAGCUCAACCCAACUGAAUUUAGCACAAACUGCUUGUAAUGAUGAGGUACUUUUAAAAAGUUCACUACUUUUUAUGUUCUAAAUUAUAAAAUGGUUUGAUUCAUUUGGAAUGUCAUAUCAAAAGAAACUUAGAUAUUUGUUAGAAGAGACUGGUUAGUUUUGGGAAUAGGAAGGUAGAUAAUCAAUCAAGACACCUUUUCACAGCCAAAUAUUUCUAGUUCUUGGAUGUUGAACGUCCUUACAUAGGGUAGUUACCAUAGUGAGCCUAACAUUACAAUUAAGUAUAUAAAUGGUAUAUCAUUUCCUAAGCUUUCAUAUUAAUAAGCUUUUUUUUUGGAAAAGCCAAGCUUAUAUGAAAGACUGAACCAAAAUCGAAUCAUUUAAUUUUAAAAAUUAUUUGUUAAAUAUUAGGGUCAUACUAAUUUAGUUCUAUCGUUCCUAAAAAGCUUGAAUUAAAACUUUUAGGAAUUAUUGUUGGGUUAGUGCAGAUAUCUAGAUCUUGAAAAUGAUUUUUGGAUAGAGAUACAUGAGAAUAUUGUUUAUGUAAGUAUAUAGAUGUCUGCACUUAAUUUUUUAUAAAUCUUUAUCGAUGAUGCGUUAGAUCUUAAUCAUAAUUAUAUUAAAGUUAGAAUUAUUGCCCUUUUUAUACUCUUUGAUUGUUGUCUGUACUAAGUACUUUAAAAUAUAGAUCUGAUGUGUGUUUCCAAACUAAACCAUAUUUUCAAAUAAUUAGAUAAUUGUCCAGAUUCAAGAUCAACCCAUGUCCUAGAUUAUUCCUAUAAUUUAACGGUUUCGUAUGUACCAAUGUUUUUAUUGAAAAUCUUUAUGAAUUAUAUCAAAAUAAAAAUGUAUGUAGAUUAUACUGAGUGUUACCGAUAAACUGAUAGAAUAUGCUAAGAAGCUAUAUGAUGAUAAAACUAAUAAAUGCUUAUUGUUAAUUUUAAUUAUUGUUCGGGUGUUUUUUACUGUGGAACAUAUAUGAAGUCCAAUUAUUGUUUGCCAAAAGAAACAUAAAUAAACGUUCAAUUUUAUGAACAAAGAAAUGAAUAUGAUGUUUUAGUUUAGAUGAAAAACAAUUUCUUAGGAAAAAUAUAUUACCAACUAGAAAAACGUACAUCAUUCAGCAUCAACUACAAAUCUUAAACUAGUACCGCCCACAAUUCCACCCUCAAUAACAUCGCCUUUUUUAACAGGACCCAUUCCUGGAGGUGAUCCUGUUAAAAUAAUAUCGCUCGGCUCUAAAGUAAUGUAUUGCGACAUAAAAUAUAUCAGAUGUGGUAUGUUGAAAAGUAAAUCACUAGUAUUUGCUAGAAGAAAAAAAAAACAUAAACGCUAGGGGCAAGAAACAAUGCAAUUAUUUCCUAACCAUUUUGUCUCUCUUCCCCGUUGACACUGCACCAAAGUUGUACGUUGUGAGGAUCAGGAAUGUCAGCUUUGGGAAUGAAUUUGCUUACUGGACAAGCUGUAUCAAAACCUUUUCCUAUUAACCAGCUGCCUCCAGUUCUUCUUGCAUGGGCCUAUAAUUAAUAUUGAUAUAGUUGGUAUAGGACAGUAGGCACUCUGUAUUA
This is a messenger RNA of Ceutorhynchus assimilis (cabbage seed weevil), 3824 nucleotides long. The record is from the annotation of a GenBank genome assembly. Lineage: Eukaryota; Metazoa; Arthropoda; Insecta; Coleoptera; Curculionidae.